GUUGACAUCAUGGAGGGGAAGCUGCUGGUCUGUGCUGUCGUGCUCCUGGUUUUAACUGCAGAAAGCAAUGCACAGUCAGAUGUUUGUGGCAUUGCACCGCUCAACACCAGGAUCGUAGGAGGUGUAAAUGCUCCUCCAGGGUCAUGGCCCUGGCAGGUCAGUCUACACGACAGAAACGGACAUUUCUGUGGAGGCUCCCUGAUCAACAGCCAGUGGGUCCUGAGUGCUGCUCACUGCUUCUACCCCAGCACCAGCACAUCAGGUUUAACCGUUUAUCUCGGACGUCAAACCCAACAAUUCCUAAAUCUUAACGAGGUGUCCCGGUCGCUGUCUCAGAUCAUCAUAAAUCCAGACUAUAACCUGACACACGACAAUGACGUCUCCUUGCUGCUUCUGUCCUCUCCUGUUGACUUCACCGACUUCAUCAGUCCAGUGUGUCUGGCGCCGGAUGGCAGCACCUACCCGGACGGGACAGUCUGCUGGGUCACCGGAUGGGGAACCAUCUCAAGUAGCGGCAUUUCUCUUCCAUUCCCUCAGAAUCUGCAGGAGGUCAGCGUUCCCCUUGUGUCCAACACGCAGUGUAAUGCUGCUUACGGAGCAAUCAAUAACAACAUGAUCUGUGCCGGUGUGACUGCGGGAGGGAAGGACUCCUGCCAGGGGGACUCUGGCGGCCCGUUGGUGACUAAAGUCGGCUCUGUGUGGGUCCAGAUCGGAAUAGUGAGUUUUGGAAAAGGCUGUGCUCAGCCCGGCUUCCCAGGAGUCUACGCCCGAGUGUCCCAGUACACCUCCUGGAUCAACAACCAGAUAACAUCUGGAACCACUCAUCUGGUUUCCCUCUCAGCUCCUCUGCUGCUGUCCUUUUUCCCUAUUCUCUUCUCUCUCUCUGUGCUUUCAUAGCAACGUCGAACAGUCGGUAUCACUGGAUCACUGGAUUACUUUGUCUUUAUAAACAAGAAAAUGACAGAAAGAGGGUCUAAUCUUUCGAAUUGUCUCAUCUUUUUCUUUCUUUUGCUACAACUUCUUUUUAAAUGUGUAUAUAAUGUUAUAACUUCUGUAUUACGGGAAGAUGUCUUAUGUUUUCGGGUGGGGCCCCAACUGACGAUUAUUUUCAUCACCAAUCAACGUGCACAUUAUCUUCUUAAUCAAUACAUUGUUUUUUUUCUAUAAAAUGAUCAGAAAAAAUUGGACAAAUAUAUAAUUUCCCAUCGCCCAAAGAGAUGUAUUCAAAUAGUUUAUUCAACUCAAUUACUCUAUGGUCACAUAAAUGUAAGAAAAGCAUCACAUCUUCUUAUUCCCAUUAGAGAAGCUGAGUAAGAGAAUAUCUGGAUGUUUUGCUGCUAUAAUGUGAAAUUGUUUUAAUCUACUGUGGAAACAUCACGUAGUUUUUUUUAAUGAAGUUAAAUUAAAGACGUUAUUGUGAAAGUGAAA
This is a messenger RNA of Perca flavescens (yellow perch), 1428 nucleotides long. Its product is annotated as tryptase-like. NCBI's taxonomy places the organism in Eukaryota, Metazoa, Chordata, Actinopteri, Perciformes, Percidae. The record is from RefSeq and is a predicted model, not a curated record. Gene Ontology annotation, molecular function: serine-type endopeptidase activity. Gene Ontology annotation, biological process: proteolysis.